UCUUUCAUUUGUUUGUUGGAUUAAGUAGCUAUCUUAAUUUGGGUUUUCAUUUUUCAGCUGAAAUUUUAAUAAAAUAUUAUGUGAAAUCAACAGAUUAUGGUAUUCUGAAUUGUUUCAGUUCUGCUUAAUCGUGUAAUUUGAAAGAGUAACAAGUAUUUGGUGGCUUGGUUCUGUGAUUUUCCACUAUCUGGUGGCUCAAGUGUUUCCUUUUUGUGUCUUCUGUUUUUGCUUAUUAUCUGGUAUUCAGGUGAGUUUUAGCAGAAUUGGAUUGAUUUUGAUGAAGACAAAUAUAGGUUACUUUGUAUUUUUGUUUUAGUUUCUGCAAGAGUUUCUGGGACAACGUUGUAUAUCUCGAGAACUAACAAAGUUAAUCCUUAUGUUUUUAUCGUCUCAUUAGAGUGUUGUCUUGUUUCUUUAAGCUGGAACAAGUUGGGAAGAAUUUGUUUUUGUAUAUUGCGAUUUUCAAUGUUGAAGUUAGUCUGUGCCCUGGUUCCUUGCAAAGACUUAGACCCGAGGGCUGAAGACUCGACUUUCUAUCCAUUAUAAUCUAGUCUUUUACUGUAAACAUUUUAGUAAUGGUUGUUUCUUUGUUCAAUGUAAAAGAGUAAAGUAAUUGUGAUCCUUGUUUUCUUUUCAAGCGAGGUAAACUAUAAAUGCUCGGUUUUAAAAAACCGUAAGUUAACCUUCAAAUAAUGUGAAUCCUUCCCCUUGUCUAAUGUUCUAUUCUGCCUGUCUUUGUUCCUUCCGUUCUGCUCAAUUCAAGUGACUCCUUUUGUCAUUACAUUGUUCAUUCAUCUUCCUUCCAUCAGUUUCUUUUUUCCAAUUCACCCCUUUUGGAUGAUGGAUUGGUUCGUUCUUUCAAUAGCUUCAGGACAUUUGUUGAGUCUUUGAAUUUCUAUGACAUAACUACGUAUCUGCCUCCUGUAUAGACUUCAGGCUGAUUAAGGGUUUAUUCUUCUUUUGGAAUGUGCUUUUGAAAAACCUUGUAUUUUUUCGUAAACAUAAAUAUGGCCUUGUUCUAAAUGAAGAUUAGUUCAUUUUGUUGAUUUGCUUGUUGAAGUAACAUGUUAUGUUUUUGGUCCUUGCAGUGCAGAACCCUAAUGACAGAUAACAAUCAAAAUGACAGUUUAAUGUCAGUUGGUAGUUCGUUCGGAAAGCUUCCUGAUCAUCUGCUAAUAGAAAUUUUUAUCCGAGUUCCUGUCUCAGAGUGGGCACAAAUCUCCUGUGUUAAAAAGCAGUGGGCCAAUUUGUUUCGCGGAGAAUUCUUGUGGCAAGCUGCUCUUGCUAUGACAUUUCCUUUGGCUAGCCGAGCUAAAAGGUGGCCAGGACCUAUCCCUCGAGGAUUGAGCAAGAGGAGAUUUGAAGCUUUAUAUGUCAGUAAACAUAUUUUUGCUCUAGAUGGUGAGAUUGAUGAGAUCGUGGGCCAUAGUUAUUUGUUUCUAAAAGAGCAGCUUGAGCGUUCAACCAUGCCACCCUCUUCCAGUAUACUGCACGGAACCCUCAUAGCAGAUCAGUUUAUUGCUUGUGGGAAAUCGAGAGACAUGGCUCAUGAUCUUGCUUCCCAGAUCUGGCUGGCUGUUCUUGACAAUUUAGAGGAAAACGAGCAAACUUUUCAAUUACUUAAACGUCUUGCACAAGAAGCCGAUGUUUUUCUUCCGUACCCGUACUCAAGAUCGAUCAAAGUCCAAUGGAGGGUGUUUGAAAAACUCUUCACAGAUUUUCGCGACUGCUUCAAUCAUGUAGAUUACUAUGAUGUGUUGGCUUGUGCGAAGAACAAGUUUCAGCCAAUACCAUCGACUUGGUUAGGUUACUGAUCAACCUCAAAUGUUACUAUUGCCUGUGCCUCGCGGGCUAUCUCAUCUUGAAGACAACCGCCGUGGCUGUACCAUGCUUGAUAGGAUUAGAAAGAAACUGAUUAUAUUUGUACUGUUAAUAGGUGCAUGAUUCAUCAAUGUGAAAAAGAAUGACCAUGUAACUUUUUUCUUUUCAUUGUGAAAAUGCCCAUAUUACUAAGGAUAA
Messenger RNA from Malus domestica (apple), 2019 nucleotides. The record is from RefSeq and is a predicted model, not a curated record. Lineage: Eukaryota; Viridiplantae; Streptophyta; Magnoliopsida; Rosales; Rosaceae.